AUGAUAUUGCUCGAGUAUCAGAUUUCCAGAGGCUUCGAAGCCGAAGUGCUCCAUCGACGGGUUGGUAACGCGAUGGUGUAUGGAUCGAACGAAAAAUUUGUAUUUCUGUUGGUUUUAUCAUCAGUCAUAACAACAAGCCUCCUUAAUGCUCAAGAAUAUCAUGAUGAUCCAGUGACAGCAACAGUGCUGGAAUCGAAGCAAGAUUUUCCGUGUUAUUCGCUACCGAAAGAGAAUUAUACGUGCAGUGCGUGCAUUCAAUUUCAUGACACGUGUGCGUGGUGUAGUAAAGUGGGAUUCGAUGAUGACAAUCAACAUCCAAGAUGCGAUAGCCUCGAGCGAUUAGCGGAACACGGCUGUCCGGAUGAUGAGAUUGAAUUCCCGAAAACAACUGUUCAGACAGCUGAGAAUCAACCACUAACAAAUGCAGGCGAUAUCGCGAGUGAAGAAGAAGCAAUACAGCUGAAACCACAAAGGAUGGUCGUUAAUAUUAGGCCAAAAGCAAGAGUGCGUUUCAAUGUGACCUAUCGACAAGCAGUGGACUAUCCAGUUGAUCUUUACUAUUUGAUGGACUUGUCGUAUUCGAUGAAAGAUGACAAAAAGAAACUUUCUGAAUUGGGCGAUCUUUUAGCUGAACGUAUGCGAGCAAUUACGAAGAACUUCCGGCUCGGAUUUGGAUCUUUCAUCGACAAAAAGCUGAUGCCUUUCGUCGAUCCUCGUCCCGAAAAGUAA
Anisakis simplex (herring worm) is the source of this 729-nucleotide messenger RNA. NCBI's taxonomy places the organism in Eukaryota, Metazoa, Nematoda, Chromadorea, Rhabditida, Anisakidae. The record is from the annotation of a GenBank genome assembly.